GUGUUAAUCGCCCUCCACAGCAGUAGGCAGAAUUCUCCUCACUGUACAGGUUUCCUAGAAGCACCAAGUAGUGUAGUACUUAAUGCUAAAGAUUACAGCAAUCUAACAAAUACUUGUAAGAUCCCUAAAUAGAUUUGUGUGUCUCCUGAAAUAAACAGCAAAAACACACACUGUCAAUAUGAGGAGAAAGAAAUUUCAUCUAGACUUUGAAAUGACAGGCAUAAAUGGCCAGAAAUAUGAUUUCAAAUUUGACCCAAUUGAAAAGAUAACUCCUCCCAGCCAUCACCAUCAAACCUAUGAAGAUAACAACAACUCAUAGUCACAUAUUAUUGCUGCUGCUGUUAGUCCCAUAUAACACAGUUGUUUGUUGCGUAUGGGAGUCAGUUGUUCUGAUUCAACCAGGAAACUCUGCUCCUUUUCCCUUUAGUAGACUUGCGAGGCAGAGAGAGCGAGAGAUAGAAAGGAAAGUUCAUAAUAAUAACAGAGAUGAAAUUUCAGUACUCUAGCAGCUGGCAAUCUGUUCCUGAACAGCCAUUUUCAGCCCCUUUGCAGGAAGCAGACUUUCCCGCCUCUGCCUCUGCCGCAUUUCAGGGAGAUGAAUGUUUCCCAUUUGCAUGGCCGGAAAACUACUGCGAUGUCGGCAGCCAAGAAUCCAUCGAAGAAAAAGCUGCUUCCAGUUCAAGGAGCCAUAAACAAGCUGAGAAGCGCCGAAGAGACAGAAUCAACACACAACUUGGCGUUCUCAGGAAACUCAUCCCUAAUUCCGACAAAAUGGACAAGGCGGCGCUGCUGGGGAGCGCGAUCGAACAGGUGAAAGAGCUGAAGAGGGAAGCGAAAGAAGCAGUGGAGAGAAACCUAACCAUUCCAUCCGAAGUGGACGAGAUCUCCGUCGACGUUUGCCAGGAUGCCGGCGCCGGCCUGCUGAUAAGAGUGAGCGUCUCGUGCGAGGACAGGCCGGAGGUGAUGUCGGAGCUCAUACGUGUCGUGAGAGGGCAGAGGCUGGAGAUUGUGAGGGCCGACAUAACAAGCGUCGGAGGGAGAAUCAAAAGCGUCCUUAUACUGUCCAAAAACGGCGGAAUUGGGGGAAGUCAGGGGAAAGUGUGUGUGAUGGCGAUAAAGCAUUCGCUCAACGUCGUACUAAGCAGAAUCGCGGCGGCUUCGGUGCCGACGAGCUACCGUAUCAGGAGCAAGCGGCAGAGGUUCUUUCAGGCCGCCGAGUGAAUUGACAUUACGGGUCUCUUCUUCUUUUUUCUCUUCUUUGGAACCUCUUCCGCCGUGAAUUGAGGUCCGAGUCAGCAAAAUCAAAAGCAUGCGCUAGAGAAAGUCGAUUACUGUUUCAGUUUUUGUAAACUGGCGAGUGGCUGUCGCUAGCGAGCUACGUGGCUCCCUCUUUGGCAUAUCUUACCCACGUUAAUACGAAUUCAUUUUCUUCGCAUUACCUC
This is a messenger RNA of Linum tenue, 1442 nucleotides long. The record is from the annotation of a GenBank genome assembly. Lineage: Eukaryota; Viridiplantae; Streptophyta; Magnoliopsida; Malpighiales; Linaceae.